ACAACUGCCUAUUUGUUCAUUUAAUCCUUUGUAAUAAAAUAGCUUCCCAUCAGGUAAGAAGAGAGUAAAGUGUCACUUGACCUGGAAAAAAUCUGUAUAUGAAUCGUCUCAGGAUUGCUGGAUUUUCUGCUGGACUCAGUUUUGGAUUCUUAGUUAUUACAUUUGAGUCUUUGUGUUGGUGCCUGUUCUACUUUCUAAGGUAGUGUAUUUUUGUUGUUGUUGUUGUUGUUGUUGUUGUUAGUUCUACUUACUGUCUCUGUCCUCCUGCUUAUUCUUUGAUUGCUCUCAUCUGUGUCUCGUUGUAAUUCUCUAAUCAGUCUAUGUGUUCUUCUGUAUCAGGUUGUCCGUAAUAUUAAUCCUAUUUGAAGAUUUCAAGAGUGAAAAAGCCAAAGAUUUUUAUACAAAAGAAAGAAAUCUUUAACUGUCAAAGUUUAAAACCUCUUUUUCAUCAUUACUAAGUGUGGCUGGUAAUUGUAUCCAUGUAAUGGGGCUGCUCAGUUAGGUGAUUUAUCAGAGGGAGCAGGGUAGAUAUGCAGACGUGGGCAGUUAUAGACAGGCAUGUGUCCAUGCCACUAGCUUAAACAUGUUACUGUCAAUUCUUGCUAUGGCUAUGGUUCUAUAGUUAGGACAUUAGAGUAAUUAUGUAAGUAAUGAAACGAUUCCCAAAAUAGUUUCAAAUUUGUUGUCUGCCAGAACAACAAACAAUUCUGUUCUUAAAGUUUAGUAUUUGUCAUUUAAACAUUUUUGACUUAUUCAAUAAAAUAGCUUCAAUUCAUUUAAAACUGAAAAAUAAGUGUCUUUGAAAUACAUUUAAAAAAAAUAAGUGGAUGCUAUCAAAGUGACUCAUCUGUCCUCGUUUUUAUUUGCUUUAAGCACUGUCCUUAAAACUUCUGCCUGUAAAUCUAUCCAAAAAACCUAACCACAAAAACAACUUAAAAACAAAAAAAUCUGUAUUACUUCCAUAUUGUUUUGAUUAAGCACAAGACGCCAGUUAUGCUUUGAAAGGGGAAAAAAGUCCCUCAAAAUGUUAGAACGCAGUAUUUUCACCUUCUUUGAUGACUGGUUGAUUUAUUUCAUUUUGUUGUCGCAUACAUUUGUUUUGGCACAUUUGUUAAAUCCUCUGGCUGUGCAUUCAAAGACUUGUGAUUGUAACAUUAAAGUAAGUAAGGCAGGAAAUGCUUCAGUUUCAUGGGUUUUAAAAAGUUUGAGACUGAGUGGACUCCCACUGAAUUAAAAAUUCUUUAUCCACUUCAGUAGGCUAACAAAUGCAAACUGAUUUUUUCUAAUUUACAUCCUAGAGAAAAUAUGGUCCUUACAGUGAUUUUAUUGCUAGUUUCAGGCUAUGUUACUCUGUGUUCUCCCACUCAUCGGGAGUUCUACCUGAUAAACGGGGCUAAAAUCUGGGCUGAUGCCCAGAGUUACUGCAGGAGCAAUUAUGCCGACCUUGCCACGAUUGGCAGCCAGGAUGACAUGCAGAGGCUGGUGAACAUGGUAUCAGCCAGUGGUGUGACAGCAGAGAUGUGGAUCGGUCUAACACGAACAGGCCCACCAGCCUGGCUGUGGUCUGUGGGAGAAACUCAGAUCAAUGAUGGAGUAGUUGAAUACACUAACUGGGGCAGUUUACCAAGUUCCACUGACAACUGUGGAGGGAUGAGGGAUGAUGGGAAAUGGUUCAGCGCACCCUGUACAACAACGCUUCCUUAUGUAUGCCAAGAUAUUGGUUCCAGUGGGUUGUAUGUUGUUUUUCAAGGGACGAGCUGGCUAUAUGCCCAGCAGAACUGUCGCAUGAACAACAAAGACUUGGCCAGUGCGAGGAGCCAGGUGGAAAAUCUGGCAUUGCAGCAAAUAAUCAAUAGCGCUGCGUUGUCCUCAGUCUGGAUCGGUUUGUUCAGAGAUGAUUGGAAAUGGUCCGACCAGAGCGACAGCUCCUUCAGAUACUGGGCCAGUGGUCAACCAAAUUAUGAUGGACUCUGUACAUUGUACAAUCCAUCUCUCAAAGGAUUCAUGGACAGAGACUGUACUUACUCUCUACCCUUCAUCUGCUAUGAGGAAACAAAACACACCAGAACUGUUAAGGUGGAAUUUAAGUCAUCUUUGAACUUAAAUGACUUCAGUGUGAGUGAUGCCAUUCUGCAGCAGAUCCAAUCAAAGUACCAGAAUGCCAAGGUUUGGUGGAGAGUCCAGCCUGAUGGGAAAAUUUUCCAUAAGGAAGAGGAGAAGGAAAUCAAGGAUGCCUGUUAGAAUACGACAUGAAGUUUUCCUGCAGUGAAAAAUUACUCACGAUUUUGCAUGUAGAGAAUAAACAAAACUAGCCUAGCGUUAAAUGAAUAGAGAUAAAGGGAGACUUUGCUUUACUGUUUGUUUUUAAAGUCUGCUCACAUCAUAUUUGGAAUGCUUUCAUUUGGAGGGUUUUUUUAAGCAUGUGGCAAAUAUAAUAUGCAUAUGUGAUAUAUUAAAUACUCAUUAAAAGUCAGUUAAAAGUCUGUUGAUUUAUUACUCUGUAACCUGUAAGGGUAGACAUGAACUUUCACUAUUUUUUUCACAUGCUGUCUUUUGUCUGAAAACAUUAUAAUAAAGA
Messenger RNA from Haplochromis burtoni (Burton's mouthbrooder), 2578 nucleotides. RefSeq names its product macrophage mannose receptor 1. NCBI's taxonomy places the organism in Eukaryota, Metazoa, Chordata, Actinopteri, Cichliformes, Cichlidae. The transcript has 5 exons. The record is from RefSeq and is a predicted model, not a curated record. Bases 1306 to 2241 code for a protein of 311 amino acids.